Didymella exigua CBS 183.55 is the source of this 711-nucleotide messenger RNA. RefSeq lists its product as uncharacterized. The record is from RefSeq and is a predicted model, not a curated record. The coding region runs from base 24 to 599 and encodes 191 amino acids. Lineage: Eukaryota; Fungi; Ascomycota; Dothideomycetes; Pleosporales; Didymellaceae. The transcript is spliced from 2 exons.
CAGCAUUCCAAAGACUGGCCAACAUGAAGCUUCCACUGACACUCGCCACAUUCAGCUCUUUCACUAUAUACGUUCUUGCCUUAGGUCGCGCCAUAGUCACAAACCAAUGUGACGCUCCCAUCUACCUCUGGUCCGUCGGCAGCACCGUCAGUAACCGAACCACUCUUCCUAAAGACAGCUCGUAUGGUGAGCUCUUCCACACAGACCCCAUCUCCGGAGGAAUUGCCCUGAAGAUUACCUCUACAUCCGGUGGUAUCUUCACCCCUAACGCCAGCCAACUCAUCUUCGCCUACAACAUGAAUGACAGCUCUGUCCGGUACGACAUGAGCUCCCUUUUCGGCGACAGUUUCGCAGGUAGCACAGUCAGAUUACAGCCCAGUGAUGAGGCGUGCGAUAGUAUUGAUUGGUAUGACGGAAGGAUGCCGGCGGGAAGUCAGGGGAAGAAGUGUCAGAGGGAGACAAACUUGGAGUUGACAUUUUGUAAGGGACAUUGUUUGCCGAGCUGGUCACCCUGUGGUAUGAAUGCGCCUAAUGACACGAGGACCUGCUGCACACAUUGCAUUGGGAGUCAUCACUGUGUUGCGCCCCCGCCGCAGUAGUGAGGAGAGACGACGAGGGCGCUUACCAUAUGGAAUUGCUAGAAUGAUUCUCUCUAUGAAACUCAGCUUGAGAAUUUCUCCGAACUCGUAUCUGCAACCAUGACAACCAUCC